This is a messenger RNA of Tachysurus fulvidraco (yellow catfish), 3142 nucleotides long. Its product is annotated as E3 ubiquitin/ISG15 ligase TRIM25-like. The transcript is spliced from 6 exons. Gene Ontology annotation, molecular function: protein binding; zinc ion binding. The record is from RefSeq and is a predicted model, not a curated record. Bases 1461 to 3122 code for a protein of 553 amino acids. Lineage: Eukaryota; Metazoa; Chordata; Actinopteri; Siluriformes; Bagridae.
AUAGUUUGUGAUUGGAACACGUACCGAUCAUUGGACAAGACACCUGUCACUCAAGGAAUACAUGAAGUUCAACAGUCUGCCGCAGGGAAAAGUUGGAAUUUGUGUGUAAAAAUGUACAAGAUGUAUUGUCGGUAAGUUUCCAAGUUUAUGAAACCUACCGUUUUCGGGUUGUCUGACUUGUCGUUGUGCGUUCGGAUUUGUUAAUGCGUUUUCAGAUUUGUUAAUGUGUUUUGCACUUCUCGGCCACCGUAGAUAAGGAAAAUAUCAUAAAAAUGUAAAAAGAAAAACAUUUCCGGAAUGCUCCGAGAUCCAGUCUUCGUGCAGUUUUAUGAAAAAGAGAAAUGGAAAGUCAGAAUGUGAUGAGAAUUUCAGCAUGACUAUCCAUCUGCACCAUUUUUCUCUCUCUCAUGGAUCAUCUGUUACCUGCUUAUCCAUCCAUCAAUUCAUCAGUUCAUCCAUCCAUCCAUCCUUCCAUCCAUCGAUCUUUCAUUACCUUCUCAUCUUUCCACAGAUUACCUGCUUAUUCAUCCAUUUCUGCCUCAUUCAUACAUGGAUCCAUCCGUCAGUCUGUCCAUCCAUCCAUCAUCUGUAACCCUCUGCUGCAAGGCUAUUGAAAGGAACGUGUAAUUGUGAUCAUAUUUCUCCUGCACUAACUUCUCUUCAUUGGCUACCAGUGCAUUUUAGGAUUGAUUUUAAGCUUUCAGUGUUUGUUUAUAAAUCCUUGAACAGUCUUUCUGACCUAAGCCUUAAACUUAUCUUUCUGACCUUAUUAAACCGUACGUUCCAUCAAGGUUACUUAGGUCUAUGGAUAACUUACUCUCGGUUGUCCUUGGAACAAGGAUGAAGCAUAAGGGUUGAUGGAGCAUUUGCAGUUACUUCUCAUAAGCUCUGGAAUUCAUUGCCAUUGUCAGUGAAGCUCUUAUUAAAUCUAGUCUUGUCAUUGAACUCAGUUUAGAAGUGAAUGUGUUGCCUUUGUUAUUUCAAUUUUUCUAUGUCUGGAUGUUCAGCACCUUGGGUUUUCCCCAUUUCUUUGUCCUAGACAUAAAAAAUCUUAUUACUCAAGCUUAUUACUUAAUCUUAUUACUCAAAACAUUUUUAGACUUGAAUUCUCUGUCUACUUCCUGUUACAGAUCUUAAAAUAAAGGUCACGGAUACUCUGGAAUUUUUAAAUAAUAAAGCUAGUGAGUAAAGGUUCUUAAAAUUAUACCUUUAAUGUCAGCGAUAAUUUAACUUAUUUAAAUACACAAACUUCUUUUUAGGUCAUUUUAAUUAAUCUGUUUAAUCAUCUAAAAUCACAGAAACUCUCCUGUUGUGUAACUAAACAUUCUCUUUAAAGUCUGAGCUCCUUUUCUCUGUAAAGCCACACCUCCUCUCUCUAUUACACUAACACACUGAACCAGGAGGUUCAUUUCAGAGAAAAAAAAACUUGUAGAUCUCGCUCUCGGUGUGAGUGCAGGAAAAUGGCAGAGGCCAGUAUUUCAGUAGAUCAUUUUUCUGUGCAUCAGUUCAGCUGUCCAGUGUGUCUGGAUCUCCUGAAUGAUCCAGUGACUAUUCCCUGUGGUCACAGUUUCUGUAAGGUGUGUAUUAAUACUCACUGGGAUCAGGAGGAUGUAAAGCGUGUCUACAGCUGUCCACAGUGUAAAGAGACUUUCACUCCAAGACCUGUUCUACGCAGGAACAACAUGCUAACUGGAGUGGUAGAGAAACUGAAGACUGAACAAACUGCUUCUCCUGCUCACUGUUACGCUGGACCUGGAGAUGUGGAGUGUGAUUCCUGCACAGGGAGAAAAUACAAAGCCGUCAAGUCCUGUCUGGAUUGUCUUGCCUCCUUUUGUGAAGAUCAUCUUAAACCUCACUAUCAGUCUCCUGCCUUUAAGAAGCACAAGUUAGUUGAAGCCUGUGCAGAGCUCCAAGAGAAGAUCUGCUCUGAACAUAACAAACUGAUGGAGAUCUACUGUUGUACUGACCAAAGAUUCAUCUGUUACUUGUGUCUGAUGGAUCAACACAAAGGUCAUGAUACAGUUUCAGCUAAAGCAGAAAGAACUAAAAAACAGAAUGAGUUAAAGGAGGAUCAGAUGAAAUCCCAGCAGAGGAUCCAGGAGAAGCAGAAGAAGGUGCAGGAGCUGAAACAGACUGUGGACAUUAUUAAGAAGCGUUCACAGGCAGCAGUAGAUGACAGUGAGAUGAUCUUUACUGAGAUGAUCAGCUCCAUGGAGAAAAAGCGCUCGGAGGUGACAGAGCUGAUCAGAGCUCAGGAGAAAGCUGAAGUGAGUCGAGCUGAACGACUCCUGGAUCAACUGGAGCAGGAGAUUGCUGAUCUUAAGAGGAAAGUCACUGAGAUGGAGCAGCUUUCACACACACACGAUGACAUCCACUUCCUCCAGAGUUUCCCGUCUCUCUGUGUUUCUCCUGGAUGUGACGACUCACUCAGCUUCACUGUCAAUCAACAUCUCUCAUUUGAUGGAGUGAGGAAAUCUCUCUCAGAUCUGAAACAACGAGUCGAGGAAAUCUGUGAGGAAGAAUUCAACAAAAUCAGACCAGAAGCAGUUCAGAUGGUUUUACCUUCAGAACCAAAGAGCAGAGAAGAUUUUCUGCAAUAUUUCUGUUAUCUGACUCUGGAUCCAAACACAGCACAUCCUGAACUCAUUCUGUCUGAGAAGAACAGAGUGGUGACACGGAGUGAGACACAACAGCGAUACUCUGAUCAUCCAGAGAGAUUUAACUCUUGGAUUCAGGUGUUGUGUAAGGAGAGUGUGUGUGGACGCUGUUACUGGGAGGUGGAGAGGAGCGGUAAUGUGUUCAUAUCAGUGUCAUAUAAAGAUAUCAGCAGGAAAGGAGAGGGUAAUGAGUGUUGGUUUGGAUAUAACAGUCAGUCCUGGAGUCUGUGGUGUUCUUCUUCCUCUGUCUCUUUCUGUCACAACAUUCGGACUAAGCUUCCAGGUCCAUCAUCCUCCAGAAUAGGAGUGUAUGUGGAUCACAGUGCAGGAACUCUGUCCUUCUACAGCGUCUCUGACACCAUGAGGCUCCUCCACAGAGUCCACACCACAUUCACUCAGCCUCUAUACGCUGGAUUCUGUAUGUGGAGUAAUGAGUCAUCUGUGAGGUUUUGUGAACCAAAAUAAAAUGUUAGUAAAAGUGUUUA